CGAAGCUAGAAAUGUUUGAUAGGUUGCUAUCGUUCAAGGUCUUACGAUUCAUGCUCGGAAGGUUCUCACAAUGGUCUGCUUACGCCGUGAUUCAUUUACUAAGGGAGUAAGUCGCUAGCAGGAUCUGGUAAAUGGUUUUUCUAGGAAAGGGCUAAAACUGGUUUUUCUAUUAAGGGCGUCUUUAUAGAAAGCUCAAUGCUGUACUUCACGAACGAACUGUAGUCCAUAAGCCACUCAUCACAGCUGUGGAUGCAAAAACGCCAGAUCUCAUGGCGUUUUAAGUGUCGAAACUUGGAUGAAAAUUAAUGGAAACUGUCAUAUUAGACAGCUAAUUCCUCGGUUAAAUUUUAUUUCCAAUGAAAAAGUCUGGAUUGAGUGCAGCCUGGAAAACUCUUGGAUACGGCUAUUUCACCCCAGUAGUGAUGAGAGUCUACUGGAGCGCCAUCUCGAGAGAAGCAUCUUACCCACGGGCAAACAGAAAUGAAAUGUCCCGUGACACACAAUGAGGGAAGAGUGCUGAGAGCGGCUCUUAAACAGCAAGGUCAGUCACAACGAGUAGGCAUGUGAAGCAGGUUUUCAGUUGUCUCAGUAUAUUGACUGCUCCUGUGAUUGAUUGUUUCUAUCUUCCACCACACAUGUGAAAACCUAUAACACAGCAGUUCUUUUCUUACGAUGUUGUGCAAUAUUUAUUUUUUUUUCUCCCAGGAUUAAUGAUACACAAGAGGAAAUUGUAAUGCUCAGCCAAAUAGGACCAUACUGAUUGCAACUAGAAGAAAGAAAGAAACUUUGGAAGUGCGUUUGGAUGGCUGAUGGGUAAUUCUCGUUUGGGAUUCAUAAACUGGCAGUUGAUUUUCUAUAUAAUUGCUCUUCUUACUGCCACAAACUGUCAGCAUAACGUUUCACAAGAACUUUUAGUCAUCUCCGGAAGACAGGCAUUGAUUCCGUGUAAUGUGUCUAUACCCGAUUACGAAAUAGCUAUUUCACUAAUCAUGUGGUUUAAAGAAGAAUCUGAGACACCAGUUUAUACUAUGGAUGCCAGAAAAGGAAAUCUUCGGAAUGCUGUUCAUUUUGUUGGAGAUCAACUUCGGCCUCGUGCCACCUUUGAUCUUUCUACUCAACCACCGUUGUUAAGAAUUGAUCCUGUCAAAGAUUCAGAUUCAGGGGUUUAUAGGUGCCGAGUGGACUUCCGUUGGUCAAGAACUAUUUACCACGAAGUCAAGCUAAAAGUUAUUAUACCUCCCAGAAGAGUGUUCAUUGUUGACCAGGACGAAGAAACGGUCGAAAGUUCAAUUGAAAGACUUCAAGAAGGGGACACUAUUGCCCUUACCUGUGUGUCUGUGGGCGGAAAGCCUCUUCCUAACGUCACCUGGUGGAAAAAUUCCAAACUGUUUGAUGAUUCCUCAAAUAUAGUUUCGAGAGAUAAAAUCAGGAAUGAGCUUGUAAUUCAGAGUUUACAAAGAAAAGACGAUUCUUCGAGUCUGACGUGUAAGUCAUCGAACAGCAAUCUGACAUUGCCUGCAAGCAGCACAGUUAUUGUAAAAAUGAUCCUUAAGCCAUUAUUCGUGAAGAUAAUUUCCCCACAUCAUCCUUUAAGUGCUGGCCAAAGAACUCAGCUCCAGUGCCAUAGUUACGGUUCUAAGCCAGCGGCUCAUAUCUCCUGGUGGCAAGGAAACAAAGAACUUACUACGUCAGCAAUAACUGCGAAAACAGAUAAUUCCACUUUCAGCAAACUGAGUUUCACCCCAUCUGUUGAAGACAACGGAAGUUACUUGUCUUGCCGAGCAGAUAAUCCGGUGAUACCAAACAGUGGCUUAGAGGACGGGCGAAUAUUGGAUAUUCAUUAUCUCCCACAAACAUCCUUGACGCCCGAGACAGAUGCAGACUUGAGAAACCUUAUCGAAGGAGAUGAAAUUUUCUUGAAAUGUGUCACAAAAGCAAACCCGGCGUUGAAGAGAUUGGAGUGGAUAAAAGAUGAUCGUGUGUUACAAAAAAAUCAAAGUGAGAAUAUCGUUAUAACCAAUGCAACUUUGGAGAUAAGGAGUUUAAAACCAAAAAACAGAGGAAGAUACCACUGUGCAGCUUAUAAUGAUGUAGGACGAGCUGAAAGUAAUAGAAUUACUCUUAACCUGAAAUUUGCUCCCAUCUGUGCCCAAAGGAAACAACAAGAAUUCAGAGUUAUGAGAAACAGCAGCGUAACACUAAAAUGCUUGGUACAUGCCAACCCUUUUGACCUUAAAUUUCAGUGGUACUUAAAAAGUUCUGCAAAUAUAGAAGAAGUGAACGGAUAUAAAGAGAAUAUGACUUUAAACACUUUGGUCUAUACUCCAUCAAAGGAUUCUGAUUAUGGAGUCAUCAUCUGUCAAGCGAGCAACAGUAUUGGUGUUCAACAAGUACCAUGUGUCUUUCACCUUCUUCCGGUAGGCAAACCCGAUUUUCUGAAAAAUUGUGUUAUUUUCGACCAGUCAACCACUGGAUUUUCUGUUCAUUGCCAGGACGGUUACAACGGAGGACUCAACCAAACUUUCCACAUGGAAGUGUAUGAAGUAACAGCAAUGGAGCAUAGACUCCUUGCUAACAUAACACAUGACACGAUACCUGUGUUUGGAAUUCAGACAUUACCGUCAGACUCGACCUUUAGUGUUGUGUUGUAUGCUUCAAAUAAUAUUGGGAGAAGUAAAUCAGUAAUUUUGAGAGCACGUACAGCCUCUGCAAAACAAGAACUGAAAGAUGAUUCAGGUGACAUCGAAGUCCGCCUGUUAGUGGCCGCAAUUGCUGGAGCUGUUGCAGUUGUUAUUAUUCUGACAGCUGCUGGGUUUAUCAUUUCCCGAUAUUAUCGGAGGCAACAGUCUCAAUUUUCAGGUCAAGUGGAAGAACCCCACAGAGAUGAGUUAUUUCCUUUGCAAGAAGUUAGUCAAUUAUCGAUUCCUGUUUCUACUGUGAGAACAAUAACUGGAUUUAGAGAAAUGGUUCCUGUAGUUGAGGAAGUAACACUGCUUAGACAAACAACAGAAGCAGAUAUCACACAGACGGAGCAAAGACCUUAACUUUGUAUUAGAUAUUGACAAAGGAUGGACCAAAAAGAAAGAAUUUAAGGAAAAUGACGAGGGAAAAAAUAAUGGUAUGCAAAAGAAGAAAUGCUCAGAAACGGAAUAACUUACCAAGAUGUCCUCUUCAUUAUACCAUUUAACAUUACUGUUUCCUUCAAACUACAUAACUGCAUCACAAACAGUGACUUAUUUCAUUUUAUACAUAUAUAUAUAUAUAUAUAUUGAGUCAAGAAAUUGAAUCACUAACCUAUAUACGAGAUUUAUAUGUAUUUUUGUAUAACUAAAUCGUACCUUUCAUAUUAUAUGUAUCAUAAAAUUCAUAUCGGUAUUAGACUUUAUCAAUUACUACCCAUGGUAGAAUUUAAGAUAAGUAAUAGUCAUUUGUAGAAAUAUCCUCCUUCCAAUAUGGGAAAAUAUUUUCAUAUAAUAGACUGAUUUUCAAUAGAAUAAAAUAUAAUUAAAUGUGUUAAUUCACUUUUGUAGUGCAUAUUG
Messenger RNA from Limulus polyphemus (Atlantic horseshoe crab), 3539 nucleotides. RefSeq names its product hemicentin-2-like. The transcript has 16 exons. The coding region runs from base 810 to 3044 and encodes 744 amino acids. Lineage: Eukaryota; Metazoa; Arthropoda; Merostomata; Xiphosura; Limulidae. The record is from RefSeq and is a predicted model, not a curated record.